AGUCACAAGACUUCUCAGCUGAGCCUGCCUACUUUUUCUCCUUUCCAAAUAAUUGUUUGUAACUAAAAGUUUUUAUUGCUAUAAAGCUUUUAUUUCGAGAAAUAUUGUGGCCAAAAUGGCUAAUAUUCACGAGGAAAACGUUAGCAAACUUAUCCCUUCACUUGGCGACGACAAAAUUGAUAUGAUUGCCGCUACAAGUGUAUUACAAAUAAGAGCGAGUGAAAUACGUCAAACUCAGAUUAACUGGCAGUCCUAUUUGCAUUUCUAAUGUUAAUAUUUUGCCAUCACUGUAACAGGUCUCAAAUGAUCACCCAACGUGAUCAUGACUAUAUUGUGAAUUUAGAUCAGCGUGGUCAGAAAGAUUUGCCGGAUAAAAACCCAGAAGCUUGUGCGGAAGUGUUUCUCAACCUCCUUACACAUAUAUCUAAGGACCAUACUAUCCAGUAUAUUCUUGUUCUUAUUGAUGAUAUUCUGUCUGUAAGUAUUAAAAAAAUGAAAUUUAACUAUUUAUUAACAUUUUAAUUCAACUGUAAUUUAACAAAAAAAAGUAAUGUGCAAGUUUAAACUUUUGUAAUGAAUAGAUUUCUUUAGUCUGGUUUGAAUUUUUAACACACUCAUAAUUGAAAAAGAAUAUGCUGUACUGUUAACAUUAAAGACCUAUGCUCACCUUUAGAUUAACUACCCAAAGUUGGCACUUUCAAAUGACUUUGAAAGAUCUACAUUUUUAACUUGCAUAUUUUACAUGUAUGCAUAGUUAUAUGGAUGUAAAGGAUGCAAGAGAGGUGUGUCAGGAUCGUGACAAAUGGAAGUCCGUAGUCUCUGCUUACCCCUCUGGGUGACAGGCUUGAAUGUUUAUGUAUGUUUGAAUAUGUAUAUUAUAAAACAUUACAGCUCAAAAACACAUAGUUUAUGAGAAAAUUAAGAACAAAAUUAUGAUUUUCUUCUAUAAUCUUGCUAGUUUGAGCAAGCACAGAUCAAGUUGUUUGAGGUUUUAUAAAAUUUAAAUAUACUCAAUUUUAUACUUUGCUAUAAAAUUAUUAAUAAUGAAGUAGUUAUAUAAUAUAUAUGUUACAAUUAAAGUAUGUAUUGUGUUUCAACUUAUAAAUUUAUUUUUGUAUCUUAUUUUCCUUUAUGUUUAACAUUUCGCUCAAUUUUUACAUUCAUUCUUGAACAUUUUGCUAGGACACCAAGUAAAGAAAGAAUUGUUAGGUUUCAUGUCCACAGCGAGUUAAGCAAGCUAAAGAAGCAGUAAUGGGUAAUGAAGGGUGACAUACAAUCAUGCUCAAGUAUUCAAAAAUGACUGAGCUGUAAUCUUAAAAAUUAUUUCUUUUAUUUCAUAUCUUAAAAAUGACUUAAGUAUGUCUAAUGUUUUGUCAUGACUGGACAAUCCACUGGAUAAAAACACAACAAAUAUUAGUGCGGACUACAAACAAAUUUUCUGAUUCUGGAUGUUUCAUCAUCAUCAUUACAGCCCUUCACAUGUCCACUGCUGAACAUAGACCUCCACCAAGGAAUGCCACAAAGCAUGGUCCUGAACCACCUGCAUCCAUCGACUUCCUGCAUGUCUUAGUAAGUUGUCACACCAGGAGCUCUGAAAUACGUUCUCGUGGUUCGGAAACUGCCUUAUUAUUAAGUACUUGCCGGAAGCCGAGCUCGCGCGCCUGUCUCUACUGGGACCGGGCCAACAUCACAGACAGGACUAUUCUUGCGAAUAAGCCUGAUAUUGUGAUGACGGACCGGGCACAGUCAAGGAUAUUUUUGAUCGACAUUACCAUUCCAUAAGACGAGAACCUCGUGAAAGCCGAAGCAGAUAAGAAAACAAAAUAUCUGGACCUGGCUCACGAGGUGACCGACAUGUGGGGUGGUCUGACGACCGAAAUUAUUCCUAUAGUUUCAUCCAUCAUUCCAAAUUAUUCAUCUAGUGAGGGGAUGCCCUACAUUUCGCCUGCCGGUACGAGGCUGCCACUCGAGAACCUUUUUUCUCCCUCGGUUGUCAGUUCUUUCAGCUAUAUGGCCAGCUCAUUGCCACUUCAGCUGACUUAUCUGUUGGGCUAUGUCUGUCAUUCUGGUUCUACUGUUGUCUGGAUGUUUGUCCACAUGCAAUUUUAGUAUGUGAUACAGAAGAAAUUACUAAUGUGGAGAUAACGUUUUUUAGAAAGACUGUAAAACUGUUCCAUAAUCCCUCUUCAAUGGGAGACUUGUAUCUAUUCCCUUAAAUGUAAUUGUAGAUAUUGUAAAUUCCCUCAAUCUCACUGUCUACUGCUGGACAUAGGCUUCCCCUAAUAAAUGCCUCAAAGCCCCAAGCCACCUGCAUCCAUAGAUUUCCACCAUAUCUUACCAGGUGGUGACUCCAUCUAGUCGGGGCUGCCCUACACUUACAGCUUCAAUGUCAGUCAUAUUUAUAUAUUGUGUAAAGCUAUACCUUAUUUUAGGAAGACAAGUCCAGAGUGAAGAUCUUUCGUGAAUCCAGGCAUGGAAAUAUCUGGCAACCUUUCUUGAAUUUGUUGAACCGUCAAGAUGAGUUUGUCCAACACAUGACAGCACGCAUUAUUGCCAAGCUUGCAUGUUGGCAUUCACAACUCAUGGACAAGAGUGACCUGCACUUCUAUCUGUCCUGGCUCAAGGAUCAACUUAAAAUGAAUGUAAGUCAAGCCUCUAAUAAUCUAAACUCAUACUUAAGCUUUUAUUUUGCAUGAAUUUGGAUUUUUGCAUGAUUCUAUUUACAUUUAAUGUUUUUUUAAGUGUUAACUUCUUAGAGUAAAUAAUACUAAUGCUUAAUUGCCAUCUUCUAACACAAUUAUAAUAUAUGAUUUAUUAUUAUCACCUUACAGUUUUCUUAAAAAUAAAACCUAAUAGAAUGAUUAUAAUAGUAUUCAAUGGAAUUUUACUAAUCUUUAAUAAAAUAAAUUUUACCAUUGUAACUCAUAAAGGGAGAAGUAUUUGAUCAUUCAUAGUUUAAUACUUGCUUAACCACUCAACCGUCCACGGUGACUACAGACCCCAAAAACCAUUAUUGCCUCACCUGUCUAGGCACCAAACGACAUCUUUCGGUUUAAACGCGUACAGCACAAAAGAUAGCUGUUAUAAUAGAUAUAGACAGUAAAAAAUUAUAGAUGGUGCUAUAUGAAAUUUGUCGUCUAUGAAAGUGAAUUUUAUCUGUAUAAUAGUAACAAAAUAUUUAGAAAAAAAAGUUAAAAUUAAAUUUCGUCUUUUUUGUUUGGAAUGUUAACGUAUAAGAAAUUCGAUCAAAAAUGUGAUAACUUUUCUGUUUUUAUAUGUUAUUUUUAAUGUUAUUGUACAUUAAACUAAUUGUGAAGAUAUUUUCUUUAGUAAAUAUAUAUCAUUACUACAAUUCCAAAACAUUUACAUAUAAUAAUUUAGCUUUAAAUUUUAAUCACUAUACGCGAUCAUCGUUUAUUGAUUAUAUGUUGUUUAAAAUGUAUUCUAAUCAGUUUUUUGUGUUAAAUAAAUGCAAAAUAUAAAAUAAUGAUUCACUAUUAACACGUUGAUAGCAAUUUAUAAACGAAACAUCUGUUGAGAUGUGUCUAGAAAUUAUUAAAACCUAUUUUUUUCAUUUAUUUACUUAUUUAUUCAAAUUUAUAUUGGGUAAACAUUAUAUAUUUAUGUAUAUUGAGUAUAUAAGAUAUUAUUGAUAUUGGUGUCAUUUUAAAGGGAAUAUCAUGUACUAUUUUAAUAUAAAUUAAUUGUCUCCAGUAAGUAUUACACUUUACUUUUAAAACUCGAAAUAAAAAAUAAAUACGAUUUUUUUUGAUAUUCCCAUUUUAAGCUUUAUUUUUAAUUUGACUAAUUUUCUUUUAACAAAAUUAAAUUUUGAAUUCUUUGAGUCUUUUGAGAAUAAUUUUUAUUUGAAUGUAGCUAUAGUAGUUUUUCAAUAGUAAUCGUUUUUGUUAAGACAGUCUCGCGCGGUCGUAAAAAGUGUGUAUGUAGUGACAUUUAAUGCGCUGACAGGUCAGGCGAGAAUCACUCGCGCGGGGCGGACGGUUAAGUGGUUAAGUACUUCUUAUAUUAAUAAUUAUUUAUUUUUGUCAUUGUAUUUAUUUGUCAUCACAUUUUAAUAAAAGAGAUUUAGGGUUGGAUUUAGAAUCGUUUGGCACGAAUUUGGCGGAGUAAGGUAUUUUAUUUGAUAGAGAUUUGGUCUACGAUUAUAAUAAUACCACUCACAUUAAAAGGUAAUGCACUGUUAUCGAAAACAUAAAUGAAAACUAUUAUAACCUAAAAUAUGUAAAACAUGGAAAAAUUACUGUGAAAGCUGGAUAGCAUACAAAAAUUUGUGUAAGUGCGACAAGGACGUAAGACUAGAGUCACAUUAUUCCACUAUCUAUACUCUCUAUCAAGAGAUAUUUCGCUAAAGACAACUAUAAUAAUAGAGAAAAUUUUACCAACUUGAUAUAUGAAUAUUUAUGGAAAAGAGAAAUUAUAAGGCAUAAAAGAGAUCCUUUUGAGGAAUU
This is a messenger RNA of Parnassius mnemosyne (clouded apollo), 4469 nucleotides long. NCBI's taxonomy places the organism in Eukaryota, Metazoa, Arthropoda, Insecta, Lepidoptera, Papilionidae. The record is from the annotation of a GenBank genome assembly.